UCGCUGUGUUUGGCCGCGUUGUUUUGAUGCUCACCUCGGUUUCACGCAUUUCGUUCUUUUCUCGCGACAUGACAUUCGUUGUCUUGCAUCCGAUCCAGAAGAGGCCCCAGUGUCUGCUGGACGCCGCGUACCGAGCCAGAUGGGGUGCACUGUGUGUACAGUGUUUCCACAACAAAGCCCGGCACCACGAGGGCGUCGCCGGUGUGGACUUGAUGGCCCUUGAAUCCGGCGGGACCAAAGCUCGUACCUCCCAGUCACAGAGACACCAGGCGGUCUACAAGAAGUCCACGAGGCCUCCCAGGGUGACCGGAGAAGUGGUGUUUGGUCUGCACCCAGUGCUGCUGGCGCUGAAGACGGGCAGGCGGGAGCUGUUCUCCCUGCACGUCCGGGGCAGCAAGCUGAAGGACACGGGAAGGUCCGGGGCGUCGUCGCUCUGGACAGAGAUACUGGGUCUCGCCGAGCAGCGAGGACUGGCGCCCAGGCGCUCCUCCCUCGCCAAUCUAGACCACCUCACUGAGAACAGAACCCAUCAGGGGAUUUGCUUGGAUGCCUCCCAGCUGCCGGUGCCCGACGGCCACGGGCUUCUGGCUGCAUCCGAAUCCAGCGGGGUCCUGAACGAUGGUCUCUGGGUCCUUAUGGAUAGGAUUCAGGACCCUAUGAACUUUGGCGCCGUGUUGAGGUCCUCGUACUACUUCGGGGUGCAGAAGGUCUUCACGACAAGGACGGAUAGCUGUCGCCUGUCCCCUGUUGUGAGUAAGGCAAGCUCAGGGGCUCUUGAGGUCAUGGACCUGUACUCGUUGCAGAGUCCAGCAGAGUUUCUGCAGGCGCUCAAAUCGAAGGGCUGGUGGGUUGUGGGCACGGCCGGAGUGAAGCAGGACGGGCCAUUUGAAGCAGGGCCGAGGAGUGAUUUGUCCUGGGUGCUUCCUCCAACGGACAAGCCCGCCAUCCUCAUUGUUGGCAACGAGAACCAAGGCAUGCAUCCCGAGCUGGGAGCUGUUUGCGACAGCGUGUUGUCCAUCUCUCCGGCCGCUUCAAGCGAUCUGAUUGGCUCACUCAACGUCUCCGUAGCUACAGGCAUUGUGCUUCACGAACUUGCAAGGGGCAGGACAAAGUGA
This is a messenger RNA of Ixodes scapularis (black-legged tick), 1115 nucleotides long. RefSeq names its product rRNA methyltransferase 1, mitochondrial. The record is from RefSeq and is a predicted model, not a curated record. Bases 27 to 1115 code for a protein of 362 amino acids. Gene Ontology annotation, cellular component: mitochondrion. NCBI's taxonomy places the organism in Eukaryota, Metazoa, Arthropoda, Arachnida, Ixodida, Ixodidae. The transcript has 10 exons. Gene Ontology annotation, molecular function: RNA methyltransferase activity; RNA binding. Gene Ontology annotation, biological process: rRNA methylation.